This is a messenger RNA of Wyeomyia smithii (pitcher-plant mosquito), 4346 nucleotides long. RefSeq lists its product as uncharacterized. NCBI's taxonomy places the organism in Eukaryota, Metazoa, Arthropoda, Insecta, Diptera, Culicidae. Gene Ontology annotation, cellular component: nucleus. Gene Ontology annotation, biological process: regulation of transcription by RNA polymerase II. The transcript is spliced from 9 exons. The record is from RefSeq and is a predicted model, not a curated record. Bases 298 to 3633 code for a protein of 1111 amino acids.
GUGUACUAUGAAGAGAUACAAAGAAUACGAUUAUUGGUCUUUGUAAAUCAGUGAUUAAAAUUGUUCAAAUAUUACUCCGAGGAAAGCAACAUGUUUGCAGCUACUUUUCAAUAAUAAGGAAUCAUAUCAUUUGUCUAACUUGAAACCGACAUCUUAUAUCAUCUCUCGUACUGUCAUUUGUUGUAAAACAUCAUCUGUAUUGACUUUUUUUUGCUAAUUGGCUUGGAGAUGGACGGAUCACUUUUGUAAUCAUCCGAAUGACCAUCCUAGCUACGGAAUAGGAUACACAUCCGAAAAAUGUCCGGACACAAUCCACCGCACGGACGACUAGGUCAGCCGAAUUCUACAUGGAAUCCGCUACAGGUGCCCUCGUACAUUCCCAGGCAACCGCAACUUGCGCACAUGUCCAGCGAGCGAUCUCUAGCUAGAUCGCCCCUCACAUGGCAUACCCCACCAACUCACCAGGAUCAGCUGUACAGUUUUAUGACUGCAAAUCACAAGAAUAAUUUGGACAUUAAUCCCAUGCUCCCGAGUUUUGGGCGCGGCUCUGGUGUGCCAUUAGGAUCGGUAGAUCUGUCUCUAUCGUCCGCAUCUCGAAGCACACCGUCUCCGAAAGGAAACAGUUUGCAGUCAGGACCACCAUCCAGUUCCCAGCAGCAGCAGCAGCACCAUUCUGCAUCACUGCCACAAAACAUUCCACCAGUCCUAGGUGGUCCUUCAAUGCCAGACCAGAAUGAUCACUUUCAUCCCAAAAUGAUUGUCGGUCAUGGGCCACAGCAACAGCAGCAUCACAUGAAUACGAAUCACAAUCGUUCCCCCUCAUCGAGCCAAAUGGGUAGCGUAAUACAAUCGACUGCAGCUCUCAAGGAUCGUUCCGGGCACAAUAUGAUGGGUACCAGCACCGGAACUGGCAAUAUACCUCCGUCUUGCAGUUUUCUUGGCAGCAGUGGCACCAACAGUCUAGGUUUAGGGUCUGGUAGUGCCGGUGGUAAUGGCUACUAUAACAUGUUGAGCAGCAACAGCAGCAGCGGUAGCGGAGCUAACAACAAUAUGGUUGGCGGUGGUGUUGGUAGCAGUAAUAGUAUUAGCAACAGGCCACUGGUUGGCCACGUCGGUGGUGGGGCAGCAUUGUCGACUGUUGCGAUGGGAGUAGUAAGCGAAUUUGCGGCGAUGAUCCCCGGUGGAUUGCAUAUCAAGGAUGCCAAACAAAUUAAUAACGAAACUAGCGGACGAAAUGGACGGGACAUUAUCUCAACCAACACCGACUCUUCCGAUCUGGUCAAAGAUAUUCUCAUGCAUGCAAUGCAAAGUAAUCAAGGAGCAGUAUCGCCUAAACAUGAAUCGCCGAUGCGAGUAGCUGUUCCUCCCUUUGAAAGCCCCAAGGAAAACCGUCGUAGUUCACCUGUAAUAAAUACGGCAGAACAAUCAUCUGUUACCACAAGUACGAACAAAUCCUUCUCGCUGAUUUCUGGACAAGUGCCAUCGACCCCGGAAGCUGUUGAUGUUAGAGGAAGCAAGGAUAGCUCUCCACAGCUCACGGCCACUGCACAGCACAUGGGAGUUGCCAAUCGUGAUCGUGCAUCUCCGAAUCAAAGCAUCACAUCGAAUGAAGAUUCAGCUGAUUCCAACUCAAGCAAAUCACGCAGACGACGAAAGCCAGACCGAACUAACAAAAUGGAUUCAAGCGAACUGGAACGGAUGCAUGAAUUUCUUGGAGGAGGUGCUAAUAGCGUUGAUAAAUGCGAUCGAAUCGAUGGAAUCGAUCCAAUGAGGCCUAAUAUUGCUGUUCGUAAUGACAUUGCCACCCUUGCACUAGAGGGAAUAAGCAGUCUCAGCCAGGGACUUGCCAGUGAUAGUAGUCAUAGUCCGCACAUUACAGAUCUGUCCGACAGCACCCGAAUUAACCUGCAUACUUUGAAUGAAAGCAAUAGUAAUCUCCAUGAUGAUGCAGCCAAUAAACCAAACCCUGCCGUAAGCUCAGCCAUCUCCAGUGUGUUAUCUGCGGCCGCGGCCGUAAUUGAAUCUGCUGCAGCUAGGAAGGAUAGUGAGUCGACUUCGGAUGAUUGUGAAACUAUCGAUAAAAUCGCUGCGAUGAUUUCAAGCACUGAAAUGGAUUCUACUCCCGCUCAAUCAACGAUCGAUCUACCCCUUGCAGAACCCACGGCUAAGGAACAACAGAAAGACGACAACAAAGCUCGGAACAGCCUAAAUGGUCCAUCCAAUGAACUGAGUCCUGCUGAGGGUUCCUUAGUAGCAGCACCCUCUGGCAAGAAAACGGAAUCGCACAAAAAUAAUGCAGAUGAAAGUUACGAAGAGAUUGAAAAUAAACUGGAAGAAAUGUUUGCCGGAAUUGAGGAAACUCUACCAUCGUGUUCUAAGCUAUCGCCAUUGGUUGCAACAAAGAGGGCCACAUCGCCCGAAAAGCCGCCUUGCGAGCCUACUGAUAUUAUCGUUCAAUUAUCGGAAAAACCUGACGACCUAGAAAAAACAGCUGCAACAAACUCGUCGAUUGAUGACGAAAAAGAGGCAUCGCCUAGUACCAGUGCAACGCAAAAAAAGGUUCCAACGCCUGCAUCGAAAAGAGCUAGUACUAGUAAACCUACGGGAGCUCCUCCCAAUAAGCGUAAAAAAGUAUUAAAAAAGAAACCAGCCCACUCUAAAGCAGCAAGUUUUGCAGCUGCUGAAGAAAGAGCCAAUAAUUUCGGUGCUAAGUUUGUAAAGAAACUACCGAUCAAGGGAAACGGUAAGAAAGGAAAUGCGUCAGGGAAUGCUGUGAACAAAAAUGUAAAAAUGAAACCCAAUGAAAGUCUGACGGACUUGAAUGGCAAAUAUAAAGGACCGUUUAUCCACGUCAAGUCAGACGGCAGCCACACAGUAAUUAAUACUCCGACAAAUGAAGAUGACAUGGAGAGGGCCCAGAACAAGACUAAGAAAUUCACCAGCAGCAUGAACAACUCCGAGAAGAGCAAGAUUCGAGGACUACACGUAAGCACGUUAAGCACCAAAUACGAUGCGGACACUACGGACACUAGUUGGAUGUGCGUAUUCUGCAAGGUUGGUCCGCAUAAGACAAGACUCGGAGACCUAUUUGGGCCCUAUAUCAUCAGUACCAAGUCCAGUCAGUUUGAGCAAAGUCAAACUGAUGUUGACUACUUCAGUGUGAAGCGAACUAGAGAAAGUCUAGCUUCAAAGUUACUGACAAAGGUGGAGCCUUCUGCCACAGGGUCUCAGCCAAAGUCCAAGAAAAAGAAAAUUUCCGACCAGUCGGCAGUGAAUCGCGUCGCAGGUGAAACCCAACAACCACUAAGUACUACAUCGGUACAGUCAGAUAUGUUCCACGGUAUGAUCAAGGCGGGCGAUGAUUCCUACGAGGUUUGGAUGCACGAAGACUGUCUAGUUUGGGCUCCUGGGGUACACAUUAUUGGCACAAGAAUAGUAGGUCUAGAAGCAGCUAUCUGGAACUGUUGUCGACACCAGUGUCGAUUAUGUUCUCAACAAGGUGCGAUGGUAAGCUGUUUGCAUCAUGGUUGUAGUGAGGAAGCGCACGUAGUAUGUGCGCGAAGUAACAACUGGAUGCUAACGGACGAUUUCAAAUCGCAUUGCUCGCAGCACUCCAAGCUAACUGGCUCUUGAGUUGCUGGACAUGCAUGCUAGACAUAUGGUCUCCAUAUUGGCAUGACGUAACAUCGUUUUUAGUAUGCAGCUUAUCUUAUCAGUUUUUUGGAGUAUGAAGAAAAAUUCUCAUUUGCUCAGCUCAGAAUUUGUUUUAUUUUUCGAAAAGCUAUUUUUGGUUGUCUGAAAGAUAUUAAGGUGUGAUUCUUAUAGUUAACCGAACAUAAAGUCAAAAUUCGAUUUACAAUUGUACAUUUUAGCGUGUAUAUAUAGUGAGUUAGUGUAUGAUAUUUUAAAUUAAUUUUAAUAUAGAUAACUACGAACAUGAAGAUAUUUGGCGUGAUUGAUAAUGUACUUUUCAUGACAGUAUCUAUCUGGAGUAAUUGUGAAUGAAAUAAUUUAUUUGAUGACGCUAGAAACAUCUGGAAAUAAAAUUGAACAUAAUUUUGACGAUAAGAUACCUUAUUUUCUUUCGUAAAAAGAAGUAAAGGAAAAUAUAAAAUGGACACUGAACGAAACUAAUUAAUUUCUGGAGUGAAACGAAAACGAGUACACUACUUGUUAAAUGCAUGUGAUCUUAUAAAAUGAUAAAGCGAUGAAUCAAGAACAACUACGAUUGUGUGGUACUAUAUAAUAUGACAUAGUGUCUAUCCUGGAGUAAAAAUCUAUAUUAAAUCCUCGUAAAGUUUUAGUAAGCUCACUUAAAAGCAGCAAAUUAAUAAAAACAAAUGCAA